GCGGCGGCGGCGGGAGCGCGUCCCGUCCGGGUCCCGAGGAGCCGCCGCCGCCGCCGCCGCCGCCGCCGCUCGCCAACAUGGCGGACCUGGAGGCCGUGCUGGCCGAUGUCAGCUACUUGAUGGCGAUGGAGAAGAGCAAGGCGACCCCGGCCGCCCGUGCCAGCAAGAAGAUCGUCCUGCCCGAGCCCAGUAUCCGGAGCGUGAUGCAGAAGUAUCUUGAGGAGAGACAGGAAAUCACCUUUGACAAGAUUUUUAAUCAGAAAAUUGGUUUCUUGCUAUUUAAAGAUUUUUGUUUGAAUGAAAUUAAUGAAGCUGUACCUCAGGUGAAGUUUUAUGAAGAGAUAAAGGAAUAUGAGAAGCUUGAAAACGAGGAAGAUCGCCUCUGUAGAAGUCGGCAGAUUUAUGACACCUAUAUCAUGAAGGAGCUGCUGUCCUGUUCCCAUCCAUUCUCCAAGCAAGCUGUAGAACACGUACAGAGUCAUCUGUCUAAGAAACAAGUGACGUCAACCCUUUUUCAGCCAUACAUAGAAGAAAUUUGUGAAAGUCUUCGAGGCAGCAUUUUUCAAAAAUUUAUGGAAAGUGACAAGUUCACUAGAUUUUGUCAGUGGAAAAACGUAGAAUUGAAUAUCCAUUUGACCAUGAAUGAUUUCAGCGUCCAUAGGAUUAUUGGACGAGGAGGAUUCGGUGAAGUAUAUGGUUGCAGGAAAGCAGACACUGGGAAAAUGUAUGCGAUGAAAUGCUUAGAUAAGAAGAGGAUCAAGAUGAAACAAGGAGAAACAUUAGCCUUAAACGAAAGGAUUAUGUUGUCCCUUGUGAGCACAGGAGAUUGUCCUUUCAUUGUCUGUAUGACUUAUGCCUUCCAUACUCCAGAUAAACUCUGCUUCAUCUUGGAUCUGAUGAAUGGGGGCGAUUUGCACUAUCACCUUUCACAGCACGGGGUGUUUUCUGAGAAGGAGAUGCGGUUUUACGCCACCGAAAUCAUCCUGGGGCUAGAGCACAUGCAUAAUCGGUUUGUCGUUUACAGAGACUUGAAGCCGGCAAAUAUCCUCUUGGAUGAGCACGGACACGUUAGGAUAUCAGACCUUGGUCUUGCCUGUGAUUUUUCUAAAAAGAAGCCGCAUGCGAGCGUGGGCACCCACGGGUACAUGGCUCCUGAGGUUCUGCAGAAGGGGACCGCCUAUGACAGCAGUGCCGACUGGUUCUCCCUGGGCUGUAUGCUAUUCAAGCUUCUGAGAGGUCACAGCCCUUUCAGACAACAUAAAACCAAAGAUAAGCACGAGAUAGACCGAAUGACGCUCACCAUGAAUGUGGAACUUCCAGACAUCUUCUCCCCUGAGCUGAAGUCCCUCCUGGAAAGCUUGCUCCAGCGCGACGUUAGUAAGCGACUCGGCUGCCACGGAGGCGGUGCACAGGAGCUAAAAGCGCAUGAUUUUUUCAGAGGCAUCGACUGGCAGCACGUCUACCUGCAGAAGUACCCUCCACCCUUGAUUCCUCCUCGGGGAGAAGUCAAUGCUGCUGACGCCUUUGACAUCGGCUCAUUUGAUGAAGAGGAUACCAAAGGCAUCAAGCUUCUUGAUUGCGACCAAGAACUCUACAAGAACUUCCCUCUGGUGAUCUCCGAGCGCUGGCAGCAGGAAGUGGCGGAAACAGUUUACGAAGCAGUAAAUGCAGACACGGAUAAAAUAGAGGCCAGGAAGAGAGCUAAAAAUAAGCAACUUGGCCAUGAAGAAGAUUACGCUCUGGGAAGAGACUGCAUCAUGCACGGGUACAUGCUGAAGCUGGGAAACCCGUUCCUGACUCAGUGGCAGCGUCGCUAUUUUUACCUCUUUCCAAACAGACUUGAAUGGAGAGGCGAGGGCGAGUCCCGACAAAAUUUACUGACAAUGGAACAGAUUCUGUCCGUGGAAGAAACUCAGAUUAAAGACAAAAAAUGCAUUUUGUUGAGGAUAAAAGGAGGGAAGCAAUUUGUCUUACAGUGUGAGAGCGACCCCGAGUUCGUUCAGUGGAAGAAAGAGCUGACAGAGACGUUCAUGGAGGCCCAGCGGCUGCUACGUCGGGCUCCCAAGUUCCUUAACAAAUCCCGCUCGGCCGUCGUGGAGCUCUCAAAGCCACCUCUCUGCCACAGGAACAGCAACGGCCUCUGACAUUCUGGUUGGGGAGGGUCCCAGGAGACGGCACCUCCUCCGGGAAGUCCACACGGGCUGCUCAGCCCUCGAAGUGCAGCCUUGGGGAGAAGUGUGAGGAUGAGAGGUCCGGUGAUGCGCCUCCAGGCUUCUCCAUAGCUGGGGACCCGGGAUUCUGAGAGGCAUCUGUAGGAAUGGUGACCACCCUCAGGCCUGGGGCAUGCCUCCUCCCUUCCUGGGGGCCUCCUGCCACGACUGCAUCUGUCCACACUCAAAACUACUGAAGAAAUGAAGUUCUCGUUCUUUGCCACACACUUCUUUUGGUGACAGGUGAACCCAGAACUUGAAACGAUUCCUACUGAUCGCGUCACUUUUUACAUCUGAUGUCAAACAUAUCUGAGACUUGUCAAAAUGGGACUGAACCGUCUGGCGUGUCGGGUAGCAGAUUGCCCCAGCAUUGCCGUGUUUUAUCCAUAAACAGCCGCUGCUGGGUUUAGAUGUCUUUGCUUCAUUCUGCGGGGGGACAGUAGCCCACCCAGGGGUGUCUUCUGUGUGCUUGAGAACCGGACUCUCAUUGCCCAGGGGUCGAAAGCUGCAGAGGUUUUCUGGACGAGGUGCACAGCCCCAGGGACUAGCCUACCUCCGACAGGGAGCCUAGGCAGCUGGGACCUGGGGGUGUGGGAGCCGCUGGGCAUCGAAGGCGUCGGACACGGGACCAUGGGAAGGUUUACAGUGGCUCUAGGAGAGGCAGUGGCAUUUUAUACUUCCAGGCAAUAGCAAUUCUCAAAAACCUUCAGGUCAACAGCACUUUCUCAUGUCUGGGUGCCCAGGAACGCUAGGGGGGGUGUGCCUGUCUUGGGUUUGGACAGGAAGCAGUUGUGUGACACAGCAGUCCUGGUCCCCUCUGCCUGACCUCAGGAAGCAUCUCUGUAACGGCUGUAUCAAGGAAGGAAACUCUGUUUUACAUUUUUGCAUAAUUUAAAAUGAAUUUUAUUGAAAAAAAAAGAAUGCUGAAGAUGAAUGUGUCAAAAGGGGUUACUUAACUGUGUCUCUUGACCUGUGUUGUCGUUCAGCUGUCAUUAGCGAGGACUUCUGUGCACUGGGCGGUUGGCCUGUGACAGCGUAAAGGCCAUUCGCCUGGUCCCAGGGGCCUGCUCUCCCCGUGCUUUGUUUCACACCCCAAAUAAGUGCCGGGUUAUAAGAACCAGUGUGUUUCCCAGCAAAGUCCUCCAUGUCAUCAGACUAAAAAUAAUAACAGUAAUUUUCAAAAUCCAUGUAUUUGUCCUCUUCUUAGUGCAAUUUUAUUGUAAGUUUCUAAGUCAACUACUAACAAUAUAAAUAACUUGACAUCAUAAUUAUCUGCAUCCUGUCCUCGAUAUUUUUAGAGGUUCCAAAUCUUUGUGUUUACAUGUGUGUGCCACGCUCACUGGGAAAGUAAGUCCUUUUUAAUGAGAUGAUACUUUGAGAGUUUGAAAGAUAAUUACCAAAAGAGCCUUUUACUUCAUAGGAGCUACUUUGGAAAAGCAACCUUGAGGUUCACCGUCUCAACUACUAGCCAGAGUUUAACAUGUGUUCUUCUAUCUACUGGUUCCAAUGUAGGAGGAGGGGGCCCCGGUUUACAGGGAGUCCUCUGUUUUUUGUUUUGUUUUGUUUUGGCCUCACCCACAGCAUAGAGGAGUUCCUGGGCCAGGGAUCCAACCCACGCCACAGCAGUGACUUCAGCCACAGCCAUGACAAUGCUGAAUCUUUAACCUGCUGAGCCACCAGGGAACUCCUGGAUUCCCUGAAAGAAUAGCAUUCAAAUUCUACUUUUUUUAAAAAAAGAAAUUUAAGUAACAAAAAGCCACCGAAGACAGAAAAGCAGUUGUUCUCCGCAAAGAGUGAGUGAGUUCCCAGGCAUGGUUGAUUAUCACGGUCGCUGUGGUUACUGGCUCCAGCACAAGCUCACCUAUGCUUAGCAUUUAUGGUUCAGAGAUGAGUAAUUACAGCUUGGGAAUCACUGAGUCCUGCACCUCUGCUGGACAGAGUCGAGAUUUAGCCUCAUGUGGAGAAGGUGCAUGAAGUCCCUGAGCGGCUGGCCUUAGCUAAGUCUCACAUUCCAUACCCGGGGCACCAGCCAAUGCCAAUUCGCCUCUCUUUGAAAAAAAUAUCAUUUGUGCUCCGGAGUAAGAUAAAAGAUUAUCUUUCUUUUGGUAAAGGAAAAUCAAUUGGAAAUACUCCAAGAGACUUUCUGCCUCCAGUUUAUUGCAAGUCACCUUUUAUCCUUUCCCACCUCAAAUUUGGUUGAUUAUGACAGCGCUCAGUGCAUCACCUGGAUGCCAUUUAUUAAAAGUACUCUGUGAGGUUAGGAUGAGUGGCUUUGGUCCUGGGUGGGUGGGUCCCUGGUUGUGUUGGGGUCUGGUUUGGCAGCCAUGGAGAGGCCAGCCUUCCACCUGGACUCAUGCCUACAGCCCCUCUGAUGGGGUGAGCAUUUCUGUGCCGAAUGAAGACUCCUCCGGGUCCCUUCUGAGCCGCACUGGUCCCCACAUGGCCAAAGAGGUCAAUUAGUUUAGAAGCCUUGGUAUAUGUGGCUGUUAUAGGUCUUAAGAGUGUUACAUCAUUCCCAGGUGUUUGACCCUACCUACUCUUGGACCAUUAAAAGGGACAAAAUUGA
Phacochoerus africanus (Common warthog) is the source of this 4776-nucleotide messenger RNA. RefSeq names its product G protein-coupled receptor kinase 3 (gene GRK3). The transcript has 21 exons. Gene Ontology annotation, molecular function: G protein-coupled receptor kinase activity; ATP binding; G protein-coupled receptor binding. Gene Ontology annotation, biological process: G protein-coupled receptor signaling pathway; protein phosphorylation; regulation of signal transduction. The record is from RefSeq and is a predicted model, not a curated record. The coding region runs from base 78 to 2144 and encodes 688 amino acids. NCBI's taxonomy places the organism in Eukaryota, Metazoa, Chordata, Mammalia, Artiodactyla, Suidae.